GGUACAAAUAGUUUUUUGUUAGACCAUAGCUGAGCCGGUGAGCCCAUAUUAUUAUUUUCUCCAUAAAAAUUGUUUGCAACUGCCCUGGCAAGCACCUAAACGAUACUCCUAUGGCGGAUGAAAUGGGAAAGGAGCGCUCAACCAGCGGCAGCACCGAAGCCGACGAGGAUGAUUACGAAGAAAUAGAAGAAGAAGACGAUGAUGGAGAAGAAGUAGAGCAGGUCAGCGAAGAAUCCCGAGUGCGGACCGGUAAGGCGAGGAUAGAGAGCUUCUUCCGGCGACUGUCGUCGGAGGGAGUCCCGGUGCGAGUCCACGACGUGUUGAUCAGAGGGAACACUAAGACUAAGGAUUCCGUAAUUGAGGCCGAGGUGGAAUUACUCAAGUCUGCAACUACGCUCCAGGAGUUGCUCCAGGCAUCCAGUUCUGCCAAUGCAAGACUGCAACAACUCGACAUUUUCGAUUCCGUCAACAUCACUCUUGAUUCCGGACCUCCUGAGCUUCCCCGGACUGCCAAUGUGAUUGUUGAAGUCAUUGAAGCCAAAAACCCUAUUGCUGGAAGCAUCGGGAUGUUCUCGAAACCAGGGUCUAGAAGCUGGUCGCUUGAAAGCUCAUUAAAAUUGAAAAACUUAUUUGGUUAUGGUGAUUUGUGGGAUGGUUCUUUGGCCUAUGGUUGGGACCAAUCUUCGGAAAUUAGUGCUGGUGUGUAUUUACCUAGGUUCAAAAGGUUAAUUACUCCUGUCACAGCCAGACUGUCUCUACUAUCUCAAGAUUGGUUGAAGUUUUCUUCAUACAAGGAAAGAUCGUUAGGCCUUUCCCUUGGUCUAUUGUCAUCUAAAAACCAUGACUUAGCAUACAAUGUCUCUUGGCGAACUUUGACUGAUCCGUCACAAAUGGCCUCCAAGACUGUAAGGAGGCAGCUCGGACAUGGUUUGCUCUCAGUUCUCAAGUAUACAUUUAAAGUAGACAGGAGGAAUUCACCUUUAAGACCAACCCAAGGGCUUGCAUUUGCUUCUACCUCACAGAUUGCUGGCCUUGUACCAGAUUCUCGGAGCAUACGGUUUCUACGUCAGGAGUUUGAUUUUCGUUAUGCUUUACCUUUGGGAUUUUACAAUGCCGCACUGAACAUUGGGAUUUCAGCUGGCGCAAUGUUUCCAUGGGGAACUGGAUUCAUGAACAUGCCCUCAUAUCUACCUGACAGAUUUUUUAUGGGUGGUAACACUUCUCCAGUCUGCUCUAUGGGUGGCCCAACUUCAAUCUUCGGUUUUAAGUUGAGGGGAGUUGGCCCUUUUGAUCCAAGAAGGCUAGUUAAAGAAAGUGGUAGUGAUCAUGAAGUUUCUGAUUCUUCUGAUCUGGACUUCGUUGGAGGAGAUCUUGCAGUUACUGCUUUUGCAGAUGUUUCUUUUGAUCUUCCAUUGAAAGUCCUUAGGGAAGCUGGAAUACAUGGACAUGCUUUUGCAUGCACCGGAAGCCUUAACAAAUUAAGUGAAAAUGCAUUCCGAGACCUCUCUUUCCAGAAGUUCCGUGACUCGUUUAAAGCUUCAACAGGAUUCGGAGUCAUAGUUCCAACUAAACUGUUCAGGAUGGAGGUUAAUUACUGCCACAUACUGAAACAAGGAGAGUAUGAUAGAGGGAAGACUGGGUUGCAGUUUAGCUUUUCUUCGUCUUUCUAAUAGCAUAAAAAAAUAUCCAUCAUGUUUAAGAUUACCGUCCAAGUAAAAACAUCCUCAAUCAAUUGGUCUAGCAUCAAGAGCAAUGUGGAAGUUGGCUUCUUCGUGUAAAUCGAUUUUUUUUUUGGGAUAAUGGUUGGAACCCGUGGACAUGCUGAAUCAGUUGAGAGCACCUUCUUAUAUGCGGAGGUGUACAGAUGAUGGAAUAUUAAAGCAUUGUUCAGACAACCAACGAUUUAUUUAAGGUUCUGGGUUGAUUUUGGGAGACGUGUUUAGUCUAGCGAAGUUGGGUAUCCAGUUUUAUUUUAUACGUAGUAUAAAGGAAUUUUAUCAAUUCAGGAUUCAAAAGACAGACGAAUUAUCAAUUCGGGACCUAAAAGAUCAAAUGCAUUGAUAUAGGAUCCAAAUGAUCAAAAACUAUCAAUUUAGGAUUUGAAUGAUUGAAAACUAUCAAUCUAAGACCUAAGUUGUCAUAAUCCAAC
Cuscuta epithymum is the source of this 2149-nucleotide messenger RNA. NCBI's taxonomy places the organism in Eukaryota, Viridiplantae, Streptophyta, Magnoliopsida, Solanales, Convolvulaceae. The record is from the annotation of a GenBank genome assembly.